Messenger RNA from Chinchilla lanigera (long-tailed chinchilla), 962 nucleotides. It is a transcript of the gene Pclaf, whose product is annotated as KIAA0101 ortholog. The record is from RefSeq and is a predicted model, not a curated record. Gene Ontology annotation, biological process: regulation of cell cycle; translesion synthesis. NCBI's taxonomy places the organism in Eukaryota, Metazoa, Chordata, Mammalia, Rodentia, Chinchillidae. Gene Ontology annotation, molecular function: chromatin binding. Gene Ontology annotation, cellular component: nucleus. The transcript has 5 exons. Bases 146 to 544 code for a protein of 132 amino acids.
GGAGUCACGGCUCACGAGAGCUAGGGAGCGCGGGAAAGCAGCGCUUAAUUAACGGUGGCGGGAGCGGCCUCCCCGGGCCCUUGUCCAGCGAGACAUCCUUGCCGGGAAGUCAGCGCGGCUCCCUCGUCUCUCCUCGCGGGCUAGCAUGGUGCGGACUAAAGCAGACAGUGUCCCGGGCACCUACAGGAAAGUGGUGGCCUCGCGAGCCCCCAGGAAGGUGCUGGGUCCCUCCACCUCUGCCAUGAAUUCUACGUCGCUUUCGUCCUCGAGGAAAGCUGAAAAUAAGUAUUCAGGAGGGAAUCCAGUUUGUGUACGUCCAACUCCCAAGUGGCAAAAAGGAAUUGGAGAAUUCUUCAGGCUUUCCCCUAAAGAUUCUGAAAAAGAGAAUCAAAUUCCUGAAGAGCCAGGAAGUAGUGGCAUAGGAAAAACAAAGAGAAAUGCUGGGGUUGAAUCCAGGGCCUCAUACAUGCUGGAGCAUGUCCUUUGCAACCUGAUCACAGCGAUGAUGAACAAGAAUAGAACCUUCUUACUCAUCUGUAAAUAAUGUCUCCUGUUUACGCUGAUAUUCUAGGGGUCUACAUUUGUAUAGGUGUUUUGUUCAAUUAGCUUUGUUGAAUAGGCAUUUAAUUUAAAACAUGAGGCUAAAAUUUAGUUAUUCAAGAGCAAGCAGUUAUAAUUGGAGAAUUUGUAAAAAUUAUGGUUGUUUGGCUUAAUACUGUAUUCAAUAUAAUGCCAUAUGUCUCUUUUACCUGUUACUAAGCUUCUUGUUCUUACUAAAACGAAAUCAUCGCAUGAUGUUCUAAUUACUAAUCUUGUGUAUUUGAUAUUUGCUUAGAUCUUUGUGCUGAUGCCAUUUUUAUUGGCAUCUGAUUUGAAAUAGUGCCAUACUUUUAUGCUUCCUAUUUGCUUUAAAAAGCAGGGUUAGACUUUUGCUUAUUAAAAAAACACCAGUAUUAAUUAAA